AAGAGAAGAGAUUUGGUUACUUUGAUCCGCAGCUAUAGCCUUUAAGAGUGCACUGGAUUAAAAGUUUAUCACAAAUUUUCAGUGAGCUCCACAAUUGCAUGACGUGUCAAUAGAUUUUUUUACUAUAUAUAGUAUAGUAUUGUUCAUAUAUAUUAAGCAGCUUAGAGGAUUAUAUUAUAUACAUUCAUAUAAGGUUAAAGAUUUCAGUUAUAUUAGAUUUCCUUUCUGACUUAUAUCGCAUUGUAAAAGAUCAGUAAUGGAGAAGGGUGGUGCAGAAAAUCCCAAUAAGAUUAACAAAUAUGCCUGUGCUUGUUCCAUUGUUGCUUCUAUGAUAUCUAUCAUCUUUGGCUAUGAUACUGGUGUGAUGAGUGGAGCAAUGAUAUUUGUCAAAGAAGAAUUCCAUAUCAGUGAUGUAAAAACAGGAGUUUUAGCAGGGAUCCUAAAUUUAUGUGCCUUAGUUGGCUCACUCUCUGCUGGAAGAACCUCUGACUAUGUUGGUCGACGUUACACCAUAGUUAUAGCUUCGAUAAUUUUCUUACUUGGAUCCGUUAUAAUGGGAUACGGUCCAAAUUACGCGAUCUUAUUAGCUGGCCGAUGUGUUGCUGGUGUUGGUGUUGGUUUUGCGCUUAUGAUAGCACCAGUUUAUUCAGUAGAAGUUUCAUCUCCAUCGACGCGUGGAUUUCUAACAUCUCUUCCAGAAAUUGGAAUUAGCACUGGGAUCUUACUUGGUUAUUUGUCAAACUACGUUUUUUCUGGAUUGCCUCUGAGACUUGGAUGGAGAAUAAUGUUAGGGAUUGCAGCAAUCCCUUCACUUUUCUUGGCGAUUGGCAUUCUCAAAAUGCCAGAGUCUCCUAGAUGGCUUAUCAUGAAAGGCCGUCUAGGAGAAGCCAAGGAAAUAAUGUUCAAAGUUUCAAACAGCCCUCAAGAAGCUGAAUUUAGAUUGAGGGAGGUUAAGAAAUCAGUAGGCAUCGACGAAAACUGUGAUGAUGACAUUGUCAAGAUUCCGACUUCAGCUAAGUCACAACGCGAAGGUAUUUGGAAAGAAUUGUUGCUAAAACCGACACCAUCACUCAGAUGGAUUUUAUUUGCUGGUGUAGGAAUUCAUUUCUUUGAACAUGCAACUGGGAUUGAAGCUGUGAUAUUAUACAGUCAUAAAAUCUUUGCCAAAGCAGGGGUUCAUGAUCAUAGGAAACAAAUUCUUGCCACAUGUGGUGUUGGACUUACUAAGUUCACAUUCAUAGUGGUGUCCACUUUCUUGAUUGACAGAGUUGGUAGGAGAAAACUAUUGUUGACAAGUGUAAGUGGCAUGGUGUUGACAUUAACUGGACUUGGAAUUUUCUUGACUGUGGCAGAGCACUCUGAUGGAAAACUCAUUUGGGCUUUGGUCCUUAGCAUUAUUACAACUUAUGCAUUUGUGAUGUUUUUCAACAUUGGGCUUGGACCUGUUACUUGGGUAUAUAGUGCUGAGAUUUUCCCUCUUAAGUACAGGGCUUUAGGAGCUGGAAUUGGUGUUGCAGUUAAUAGGUUGAUGAAUGCCACUGUUUCUAUGAGCUUUUUGUCAAUUUCUAAUGCAAUUACUACUGGAGGUGCUUUCUUCAUGUUUGCUGGGAUAUCAGUCAUAGCUUUGACCUUCUUUUACUUCUUCUUGCCUGAGACUAAAGGCUUGUCUUUGGAAGAAAUGGAAGCUCUUUUCACUAAAGGAAGUCAUUCUAAGAAUCCUAGCAAAGAGGUAGAGAUUGGAAAACGUUGAUGGCUUUGAUUAUUAUGCUUUGCAUUUUUGUAGACUUCCGCCUAUACGUGAAACAUGGAUAAAGGAGGAGGGUUUGCUAGUAUAAAAGUAGUUAUCAUUUUCUUUGCUAGUGUAAACGUAUGUCAAAAUACCGGAAAUAAACUUCUCUUUCUCUGCAAUGGUAACAUAUCUAUUGUAUUUUUAGUAGUGAAAUUUGGAGAGGAUAGUGUUAUGUA
This is a messenger RNA of Capsicum annuum, 1965 nucleotides long. RefSeq names its product probable polyol transporter 6. Lineage: Eukaryota; Viridiplantae; Streptophyta; Magnoliopsida; Solanales; Solanaceae. The coding region runs from base 257 to 1750 and encodes 497 amino acids. The record is from RefSeq and is a predicted model, not a curated record. Gene Ontology annotation, molecular function: myo-inositol:proton symporter activity. The transcript has 2 exons. Gene Ontology annotation, biological process: transmembrane transport. Gene Ontology annotation, cellular component: membrane.